CUCUGUCACUGUGCAGCCGCAGCGGGAAGUUUACAGCGAGGCACAAAUGUGGUCAGAGUUGGCGGAGCAUUUCAUAUUCUGUCUCGUAUGAAGUGGCUUUGUUUCCUCGAGUCAUGUAGUCAGAAGUUGUUUCUGUCUUACCUUUUGCACGCGGGACGCUGAGUGAGCAACUGCCGACUUGACAUUCAUUCAACCGGGCAGUGGGUGACAGCUUCGGUCUCGACAGGCUCAGAGAUGAAGCCAAACGAUUGCAACAUCAUCUUUGCCAGGAGGAAGGGGCCUGCUGCUUGAUACAGGCUGGUCGGUGACUGCCGCAUCAUAGAUCAACUACAAGAUCAGAGGCAGAGAUCACACACACAGGGGAGCUGCAUCAUAGGAUGUACAAAGACUGCAGAUCAAGCCGAGUCACAGGACUCAACGCUCUGCCCUUUGAUCCAUCAAGCAACAACGACCCUCUCCACUUCAACGGCUCCAGUGGGCUGGUGACAGAGUGUCCUCCUCUGGAAAACACUGCUGAGAAUAGCAAGAAGAGGAAGAGAACCGUCCUGCCUCCGGAAGGGAUCUGUAACAUGGCUAUGGACUCCAACUCAAUAACAAUGCCCAUGUCAGACCCCAACGCCUGGGCUACCGCCAUGAACAACCUGGGGAUGCCUCCCAUCGGAAUGACUGGACAGCCACUCAUGCCAGAUUUUGACCCCAACCUCGGUAUGAUGGCUGGAAUCACCCCCAUGAACCCCAUGAUGCCCGGCCUCGGUAUCGUGCCUGGACCGCUCUCCCAGGGAAUACCGGUUAUGAAGGAGAUCAUCCACUGCAAGAGCUGCACCCUGUUCCCCCCGAACCCCAACCUUCCCCCUCCGGCCACAAGAGACCGCCCUCCAGGGUGUAAGACGGUGUUUGUCGGAGGUCUGCCAGAGAACGCCAACGAGCAGCUCAUCAUGGAGGUCUUUGGACAGUGUGGGGAUAUCACCGCCAUACGCAAAAGCAAAAAGAACUUCUGCCAUAUCAGAUUUGCUGAGGAAUUCACGGUGGACAAGGCGCUCUUCCUGUCAGGUUAUCGUAUCCGUUUGGGCUCCAGCACAGACAAAAAGGACACCGGUCGCCUCCACGUGGACUUCGCUCAGGCCAGAGAUGAUCUGUACGAGUGGGAGUGUCAACAGCGAAUGAUGGCCAGAGAGGAGAGGCACCGGCGCAAGAUGGAGGAGGAUCUCCUCCGGCCGCCCUCCCCACCUCCCAUCGUCCACUACUCGGAACACGAGUGCAGCCAGCUGGGAGACAAGAUCAAAGACGAUGGCAAGUUUGCCGAAGCGGUGCGUGUGCUCUCCACUUGGCUGGAACGCGGCGAAGUCAACCGCAGGAACGCAAACAACUUCUACUCCAUGAUCCAGUCCUCCAACAGCCACAUCCGCCGGCUGAUGAGCGAGAAGAGUCAGCAUGAGAAGGAGAUGGAAGAGGCCAAAGAGAAGUUCAAGACGGCCCUGUCCGGCAUCCUAGCUCAAUUUGAACAGAUUGUGUCUGUAUUCCAAGCCGCUUCCAAACAAAAGGCAUGGGACCAUUUCUCCAAAGCUCAGCGCAAGAACCUGGACAUGUGGCACAAACAAGCCGAGGAGAUUAGAAAUAUGCACAACGAGCAGCUGAUGGGCAUCAGACGAGAGGAGGAGAUGGAGAUGUCCGAUGAUGAUAUGGAGGACGCCCCUGAGGACUCGGAGGACUCAGGUGUAUCCCAAGCAGAAGCCUUGAAGGAGGAGAACGACUCACUGCGCUGCCAACUGGACGCCUACAGGAACGAGGUGGAGCUCCUCAAACAGGAGCAGGGCAAGAACCAACCGAUGAGGAGCGAGGAGGACAACACGCACUCGCAGCAACUCAGCUUCCUACAGCAGACUCUGCAAGGCAUGGAGAAGCAACUGUUGAAAAUGAGGGACGAAUUAAAGCAGCGGGACGCCGAGCUGGAGAAAAGCUUUGAGGACAAGCAGCAGCUGAAGAACCAAGUGCAGACGCUGAAGGAUGGUCUCCAGAACCUGCAGAACGCACACGCAAUGCAGCUGGAGAUGUCCAAGCAGGAUGACAGAGGCGGCGAGGAGGGCGCUCAUCAAACCAGCGAAGCAACAGUGGUGUCGUGCAGUCAGGAGAAGGAAGGUCCGACAGAGAAGACCCCACCGAGUCCUGUCCACUCCGAGAGGGAAGCACUGCUCGUGGGGAUCAUAUCAACGUUCCUGCACGUUCACCCGUUCGGAGCGAGCAUCGAGUACAUCUGUUCCUACCUGCAGCGUUUGGACACCAAGAUCAACCCUGGUGAGGUGGAGGCCCUUCUGUCGCGGCUGCCCUGCACCUUCCGACAGGAGCUGACGGGGGUCGGUGCCAGUCUGGAGAAGCGCUGGAACUUCUGCGGCUUCCAGGGCAUCAAGAGCACAUAAACUCUGCCCCGUGACACUCCUGGGAUGCGGAAGAGACGACGGGGCCCGGCGCAGAGACACUGAAGCAAUGUGAAGGAGACGAUACAAAGCCCCGCAAAUAUCAAAAGCGUGUGAGCUGCGCCUGACGGGACAAGGACACAUUAGACUGAGCACAGGUCUCGGAUCCGAGCGGGAUGUUCCACGAGCGUUGCAGGGACUCGGCGUCGGUGGCCGAGGCGAAGGAAACGGAGCAUUUCCAUGGUGACAGGAAUGUUGAGACCCAACCAUGGUGACCUCAAGUCGUCAUGAGGCUGAACCUUCCAUUCUUUUUUUUUUCUUCUCCAAUUUUUUUAAAGUGCAAAUCACUUUUAGACCUAGCGACUCACUGGGAGUUACAGCGGAGCAGCGCGUCACGACAGUAGCGGGAUUAUUACAUGACUCUCUCACGCACGUGGGCGGGGCGGUGAACACUCGGGGCCCUGGUGUCGGCUCCGUGUGCUGCCGGCGCGGCCCAGGACGACAGGGCUAACGAGCCAUGGAGGUUCAUCAGGGUCGAAGUGAACACUUCAAACCUCUGGAC
Molecule: messenger RNA, 2973 nt
Organism: Scophthalmus maximus (turbot)
Lineage: Eukaryota; Metazoa; Chordata; Actinopteri; Pleuronectiformes; Scophthalmidae
Gene: enox2
Product: ecto-NOX disulfide-thiol exchanger 2
Exons: 17
Coding region: 378-2414 (678 amino acids)
Biological process (GO): ultradian rhythm
Cellular component (GO): plasma membrane; external side of plasma membrane
Molecular function (GO): protein-disulfide reductase activity; RNA binding
Source: RefSeq, a predicted model, not a curated record